CUGUGUUCAGUGCUGACCUCUCUCUGCUGCAGAUGCACCAGACCUCCAGGGACAGAAUCAAGCUCAACCACUUCACCGCCUGGACUGGAUUUCUAUAGCACCUGUGUGAAAUCACCAGGGAAACACUGAGCUGCUGUUCUUGAAAAUGAAGCUGUCCUGAGAGAGCAGAAAGUGGAGGGGGGUCUGUGUAGUGGAUGUCUGAGCGCUGCAGUGUCUGCUCGCCAUGGCAGCAGCUCUGCCGGUGUGCUACCACGGCGCCAUGAGCAGGAAGGAGUGCGAGGAUCUGCUGGGAAAGAAGAACAAGGAUGGAGCUUACCUGAUCCGAGACAGCGAGACCAUCCAUGGAGCCAUGUGUCUGUGUGUCUAUAAAAAGAGGGUGGUGUAUACCUACAGACUGCUUCAGACACACAAUGGACAGUACACUCUCAUGGCGGCGGGGGGUGUGGAGGAGACGUUCUUUAAGAACUUGGAAGAUCUGAUUCGUCACUAUAAGAGAAAGAACCAGGGCCUGGCCAUGCACCUGCGCCACUCCGUCAAAAGGAAGACGGCCUUGUUGAUUAAACCCCCAAACCCACCUGGAAACUCACCUGGAAACUCACCUAGAAAUCCACCUAGAAAUCCACCUGGAAACCCACCUGAGGAAGAGGAGGAAGAUCCAUUCGAAGAACCUGAUUAUGAGAACGCUCCUAACUCUGAAUACGUCGAGGUCCUCCCUGAUUAACACGAAGCAUCAAGCACAUGAAGAAAGUGCCAAAGAUGUUUUGGGGAAAAAGUCUGAACAAUGGGACUUAAAAAGGACGACGGAUCAAGUUCAGAAUGAUGAAUAAGGAACGUGGACGUUGGACACGUCCUUAACAACAAAGAUCUUCAUCUUGUAUUUUCAUUUUUUUUUUGUUGCUGUUUUUAUCCAGCGGAUCAGUGGUCAUUCCACCACUUUGCUCCAGACUGAAAUAUCUCAACAACUAUUUAUGGAUUGCCAUGAAAUUUGCUUCAGAUACUCGUGUUCACCAGAGGAUGAAUCCUCCUGACUUUCAUGAUCCUCUGACUUUCCCUCUAGUGUCCUCAGCAAGUUUCGUACAUCUGGGACACACAUUCACGUCCUCCAUGAGCCUUAGUCUUGUUCUAGUAUUCCUCAGUCUUUUACAGUUUACAGUUAUAUUGUAGGACUUGUUCCAUCUGAUCAUUUGCAUUUGACACAUGCUAGUUAGUUACAGGCAUAUGGAAAGUCUUGACCUAUAAAAGGGAAGGUGUUGAUGCAGCAAAAUUUACCCAAAUAUCUCAAAAUGUGUGAUCCAGUCAUCCAGCUGAAGGACAGUUUCAUUAUUCCUCAGCCGUGGGCUCAUUUACAUGUUGCUUCGCAUCAUUAACAGUCGUGAAAGGCACAAAUUCAGCUCCAUAAACUGAGAGACUAAACAGUUUAACCCCUCCCUGCUUGUAGCUGAGCUGAAACACCAUUUCUUGGUCUGCAAAUGUGGAAUUAAUGAAGAAACAGGAAACUCAAAGAAUAGUCACGUAUGUUUAAAUGUUGUAAAAGCGCUCAACCUGAGCUUCCUGAAGCAGGACACAUAAAAUGAAAGUAUCAGUCUGGUCGCCCAAGUAACAUGAGAAGAGCAAAACCAUAAUGUGUCUCAAAUGUUUUGACUUCUCUGCCCUGGUUGUUUGGUCCUUAUUGUGUCGGGGACUAUUUUCUGCGGUGCACUGAUCCAUAUGUGGUGCUGUAUAGAGUAUUUUGGGGCAGCAGGUGUGUGCGUGGGACUGAGUCUAAAUCAAUUUCAGUGUGUGUUUCUGGUGAUGAAAGUUUAAUAAUAGUAUUAGUAAAAGUUUUUGGAAACAUUGGAGCUGUGCGGCUCAGAAGAAUAAAUACUCUCACACUACUGCGUUAAUCAGGUACAGUCAGUGUUGGUUUUGCUCUUGUCAUUAAAGUGCCAUUAAACUUUUAAUGAAUAAUA
Messenger RNA from Seriola aureovittata, 1949 nucleotides. RefSeq lists its product as uncharacterized. The coding region runs from base 224 to 721 and encodes 165 amino acids. Lineage: Eukaryota; Metazoa; Chordata; Actinopteri; Carangiformes; Carangidae. The transcript is spliced from 4 exons. The record is from RefSeq and is a predicted model, not a curated record.